GUGGCAUAACUGUUGCAGUGUCGUUCUGAUGACCAUCCGGUAAAUGUAAGGAGAUCUAAAGGUGAUCUGAUAUCAUCAAAGACUGUUUGUCUUGGACUACAUUCCUGGUGUGAAGGGUAAUCCUACCAGGCAGCCUAUGAUGGAAAACUAACAACAUUAAGAACUUCAGGCAUUGGGUGCAGAACUCCAUGCAUUUUGAGAAGCCUCACACUUUUCCAAUCUGAAUGACGCCCCAAUGCCCUUGCAGUAGAUCCUGCGAGCUAAUCGGCUAGUUCACUCCCGGCAUACAGCUUGAUGUUAUCAUAUGGGAGGAUUUUCUCAUCAGCACUGGCAAGAUCUUUACAUACUGUAAUAACUUAUAACUGUGAGAGGAGUGCUUUUUCAUAAUGAGAGACAGAUUGGUGGAGUUGCAGCAGAAGGCUCAAGAGUUAUCUGUGGUUGCAACUGAGAAUACCGGUCCUUUCUCAGUGGAGGAUGAUGAUGACGACUCUGUGGCGUUUGGGGUCAUAAAGCCACAAGCUGUGGUGUUUGAGGAGGAGCCAGUCAUUCAGGACUUUCUGUCAGAGGUUGAGCAUAUACAAGAUGACAUUGCAGUGCUGGAAACAGAGGUCCUUAAGUUCACUCAACAGCAAAAGACCAUGGUGGCAACCAUGCGUCGUUUUAGUGUGAUGAAAAAAGAGAGCAGCAUAACACGAGACAUAAAGCUCAGGGCUGAAAGCCUCCACCGUCGUUUAGACAACCUUUCGAAACAGGUCCAGAAAACUAUGGAGCAGCAGGGACCUACUGCUGCUUUAACGAGAAUACAAAGCUCCCAACAUGCAGCACUACUCCGCCGCUUCCAGCAGGUAAUGCGAGAGUAUAAUGAAGGCCUGCUGACCAAGCAAGAGCGCUGUAAGCACUUCAUUAUCCGGCAGCUGGAGGUAUCAGGAAAACCUGUAACAGAGGAGGAGGUGGAUGAGAUGGUGGCCACCGGAAAUUGGGAGGUGUUCAACGAGAACCUGCUGAAUGAUGUCAGAAUCACGCGGACACAAUUAUCUGAGAUCGAACAGCGACACAAGGAGUUGUUGAGCCUGGAGAACAAUAUGAAGGAGCUUCGGGACCUCUUCAUGGACAUUUUCAUGCUGGUGGAGGAACAGGGGGUCUUUAUUGAACACAUUCAGACCAAUGUAGAGAUGACGCAGGAUUACGUGGUUGCAUCUAAUGAGAAGUUUAAGGCAGCUGCCAGGUAUAAGAAGAGGAACCCAAUUCGACAGCUUUGCUGUUGCUGCUGCCCUCCAUGGCGAUGCUGCUUGUAAUACAUAGAAUAAUUAGAAUCAUAGCUUAUUGGAAAACUGAUUUUACUUCAUUUUACCUGUUGGAAGUAAGUAACACUGGCUUUCAGUACCGCUAAAGUGACAGGAAAGGUACUGAACUUUUGGCUGUUGAACAGAGCAACAGUGAAGACAGAUUCAACAGAGCAUAGAAACCAAUUAGGGGGAAUGGGCCAGAAUUGGUAUGGGAGGCACCUAUUUCAUUCAAGAAGGUGUGAAGCGGCUGCUAUUAGAAGAGACAGUUCUGUGAGUGCUACUCACCAACACUGUUGCUUACUGGAGACCUUCACUGUCAUCUGACAGAGGUCGCAAACAAGGGGAGGCCACUGACUUUGCUACAUCAGCAAGACUGAUAUCUCACCGUUUUUCUUUUUUUUUUUCCUUUUGUCCUGCUACACAAACUCUUGAUAAUGACUUGUGGCUUGUUUUUAAUACAUUAUCUGCACUUUAAAAUGUCUUUUCUUUUGAGCACAAACAUAAAUUUACUUUAAGAGUGGCAUUGAGCCAUUAGAUAUUCAUUCCAGUCUUGGUCCACAUGCUGAUGGAAAAAAGUUGUUUUACAAUUAGUCAUUAGUCUCAUUUGCAUUUCAAAGUAAGAUCAUUUUCAGUGAAAGAAAAAAGUAAUUAAUUUAUGCACUUUCACAUAGACGUAUUCAAAUAAAACUUUGAAUAAUGAGGCUUGAUCAAAAUAUUUCUGCCAUAAUCACAAAACUGCAGGAAAUCAUCGAAGCCAUUUGUGUAAAAAUAAGAGCGAAAAUUACA
Maylandia zebra (zebra mbuna) is the source of this 2072-nucleotide messenger RNA. RefSeq names its product syntaxin 19 (gene stx19). Lineage: Eukaryota; Metazoa; Chordata; Actinopteri; Cichliformes; Cichlidae. Gene Ontology annotation, biological process: synaptic vesicle fusion to presynaptic active zone membrane; intracellular protein transport; exocytosis. Gene Ontology annotation, cellular component: SNARE complex; endomembrane system; presynaptic active zone membrane. Gene Ontology annotation, molecular function: SNAP receptor activity; SNARE binding. The record is from RefSeq and is a predicted model, not a curated record.